Messenger RNA from Puccinia graminis f. sp. tritici CRL 75-36-700-3, 774 nucleotides. RefSeq lists its product as uncharacterized. The transcript has 2 exons. Lineage: Eukaryota; Fungi; Basidiomycota; Pucciniomycetes; Pucciniales; Pucciniaceae. Bases 1 to 774 code for a protein of 257 amino acids. The record is from RefSeq and is a predicted model, not a curated record. Gene Ontology annotation, molecular function: nucleic acid binding.
AUGCGCUCCCAACUUCUGAGUGAAACAGGAAUGGAUGUCUCUACCCGCACUGUGGAGCGAUAUCUGAGGGUGCUUGGCUUGAAACAACGGCAAAAUGACUUAGCUGAUGGAAAGAUCACCAGGGAAGGGGUUGUCGAGCACAUCAGGCAUGCCCGUGAUGCACUUCUGGCAAACUCAGCUGGCUACCGAAGGAUGCGGCAGAUUCUGGUGACCAACUAUGGUCUCCAUGUACCUAGACAGGUGGUAUAUGACAUUCUCAAAGAGCUGGAUCCUGAAGGAAUGGAAAUGCGCCUUAAAAAGACAUGCAAAAGAAGAGUCUUCCGGACCAUUGGUCCCAAUCACAUCUGGGCUGCGGAUGGGCACGACAAAUUAAAGCGUUUUGGAAUCACGGUUUAUGGAUUUAUCGAUGCAUGGUCCAGAAAAGUUUUAGGAAUCUUUGUUCAUGUGACCAAUAAUGAUCCAAGGCAUAUAGGAGUAUACUUUCUCCGAUUGGCCAGGGAUCAUGGGGGAAUACCACAAAAAGUGACUACAGACAAGGGGACAGAAACCGUAAUCUUGGGUGCUUUCCAAGUCCAACUGUCCUACGAAUUCAUUCCAAAUAUAUCCCUUGAAGAGGCCAAGAAACACAUGCAUUAUACCAAGUCCACCCACAAUCAGAAAAUUGAAUCAUUAUGGUCAAGAAUGAUGACAGAGCACAACAGGCCAGUGAUUGAUAACAUUUUGCAGCACAUGGAAAAUGGGAGUUAUGAUGACAGUGAUGCAUUACAAAAGUAA